Chlamydomonas reinhardtii is the source of this 920-nucleotide messenger RNA. RefSeq lists its product as uncharacterized. Bases 42 to 293 code for a protein of 83 amino acids. The transcript has 5 exons. The record is from RefSeq and is a predicted model, not a curated record. NCBI's taxonomy places the organism in Eukaryota, Viridiplantae, Chlorophyta, Chlorophyceae, Chlamydomonadales, Chlamydomonadaceae.
GAGUGGCCAGGGGCUGAGUUUAACAAAGUAUCAUAUCACACAUGCAGUCGACCGCCGCUUCCACAUCAUCGGGUGCAAAGAGCCUGCAGCCGCGCCUGCACUCACGACCACACCUGUCGCCGCCAAGCGUGUCCACGCUUUUGACGCAGGGGGCUGAGGGUGACACCGCAUCACCGUCGCCAGCAGGCGCACCGGCGCGGACAGUCGAGGACCGCUUGGCUGCGUUGGAGGAGUCUGUACAGGAGAUUCUGAAGAUCCUACGCUUCAUCACGUGCUGCUGCCCGUGCGUAUAAAUGUGACGCGCAAGCGUUCCCAAGCACACACCCGCGAGCAACUACGUGGCCACACACACCCGACUGCGAAGCUAGCGUGUGUGGAGCUAGACACAUGCUGCAUGCAGCAGAAGCGGGUGUUCCUAGUUGCUAGCUGGCUGUCUACUGUGCUCGCUACACGCGUGUGCCAAGCUGCUGCUGGUGAUGGCGAUGGUGUUGGGGACUCGUAUGAGUUUGGCCUGUGUUUGCUGGUUGCAGUAGCCUCCAGUUGUGGGCUUGGGGUUGCGGGUGGGUGCACAGAGCUUGCAGCCCACGCAACCCACGCAGUGCGCUCUGUCGUGGGGGUGGUUCUGUCAUUCGACAUGCAUGCACGAGGCAUGAGGGGAAGGUAGGAAAGGGUGUGACUGCGCUAGGUGUACAGGGAUGGGUUGCUGGGUGCAUGCGGCAGAGAACUGGCACUGAACUACAUUUCGGCUGGCUGAGCGCACGGUGCGAUUGACCGCUGCAACUGCUGCAACAGCUGGAUAGUGACGGGUGUGGAGCCACUGACGUGGAUUGGCCAGUGGUGAACGAGCUGAAGGCAGCAGCAGUUGCGUGCCCAUGGGGUUCACAUCAUUGGGUUGCACUCGGCUGUAAGGAGGACACUGC